GCCAUGAGGGCAUCCUCUUCUCUUGCCUUACUAAUCCUGCUGCUGCUGGUAGCCACUGGUGGUGGCCAAGAGGUCCAUGGGCCUUUCUGGGUUCGAGUCUUGCCACGAGAGGUGAGCAUACCUCUUGGCAGCUCUGUUUGGAUCAACUGCAGCACAAGCUGUAUCCAGCCUGAAGCCUGGUUGAUCACUUCACUGACUCAGGGCAAAAAAGUGACAGGACCAGGAUGGGCUGCUUUCCAGGUACUGGAUGUGAGGGCCUGGGAUUCAGCAGCCCGAUGCUUCUUUACCUGUGCUGGAGAAACCCAGGAGGCCACUGCCACAAUCAAGGCCUACAGCCCCCCACAGACUGUGGUCUUGGAACAGCCACCCCUCAUAGAUGUGGGCACUGAAUACAAGUUUCACUGUCACGCGUCCUUUGUCUUCCCUCUGGAGAAGCUAACUAUGAUGCUGAGCCUCGAAGGCAGAGACCUGUGUUCUGUUAGCUUAGCUAGGUCAGGCUACCUCCUUGAGUCAGCCAAUGUGACCUGGACCUCCAAGCUCCAGCCACGCCUCCAAGACAUGGGGCAGCUCCUGUCCUGCCGCGCAGUGCUUAACCUUGAUGGCUUCCUGGUCAUUCGAAGCUCCAAACCAGUGAGGCUACACUUCCGAGAGAACCCGAUGUCUCAGGUGGUAGCCUGGGUUGCUUUAGCAGCCCUGGCUGGGCUCCUGCUCCUUAUUUUAGGUGUGUUCCUCUUGCAGUCUAGGGGGCAGCUGCAGUCAGAAGCCUUGUCCCCCUCUGGUGGAACUUCGGAAGAGAAGGUGUGAGGGACAUUAGUGUGUCCGACAGCAAGAAGUGGCUGGACCAACCAAGGCAGGAAGCCAAGCCCCUCAUAGUGCCUUCGACCCUACUGGCCUCCUAACAAGCUGAGAAGGAUGCCCCUCCUUCCACCCUCCUCCCCUCCCCUCAAGCUAGCAACCAGUACUAGCUUAAGUUUAGGGAAACAGAGCGACUCUUCAGGGCUCCAAACUCCAGCCUAGGAACAGUCCUGGGCUCCACGCUUUGGGGCACUUCAAGCAGCAAGGAAUUCGGCUGACAAACCUGGCAGAGAGGAAAGACUACUAUCGGAGUCUGAGGACACGGGUCCAAAUCUACUUGCUAGCUGGGUGACCUUGGGAAAAUUACUGAGCCUUAGUUUUUCCUCCUAAAAAAUGAGAA
Phascolarctos cinereus (koala) is the source of this 1195-nucleotide messenger RNA. It is a transcript of the gene ICAM4, whose product is annotated as intercellular adhesion molecule 4 (Landsteiner-Wiener blood group). Gene Ontology annotation, biological process: cell-cell adhesion. NCBI's taxonomy places the organism in Eukaryota, Metazoa, Chordata, Mammalia, Diprotodontia, Phascolarctidae. Gene Ontology annotation, cellular component: plasma membrane. Gene Ontology annotation, molecular function: integrin binding. The record is from RefSeq and is a predicted model, not a curated record.